UUGGGGGGGGGGCCUCCAAAGUGCCGUGUCGGGGUGGGGAAACAAAACGAUGUUCUGGUCCUGACUGAAACCGAACGGAUUAGCCAUCUAUUCUGAGCGCUAAUGGGAUUAGAGGGUCAGCGCAGACAUGGGCAACGGCAGCGUGGUGCCUUUUGUUGAGCUCCUCGGGGAGAGCCUUCCCCCCCGUCAGUUCCUCAGGGCUGGAAAUGGCGUUGCGAUGCUGAGCGAGGGAGACGCAGCGCGGGCGGAUGCCAGGGAGUAGAGACUUGCGCGGUCACCUGUGCCGGUUCGUGGCGUGGAUUCGCGGCUAGCGGGCAGAGCGACGCACCAUGAAAUACCAAAAAUACAUCACUGUCAUGCAGAUGGCCCUGGGAGUGACUGCGUCCAACAAGGAGCACUGCCUUCCCCCCAAGAGACGGAUGUGGGUUACCCCCAGCUCGGACACCUCCACCACUGGCGCCUCAUCGGUGAGCGCCAGCCAGGGCAAGCCCUCAUUGCGCCGGAUCAAAGGCAGGAUCCACCGCAGCAAGAGCCUGGAUAGCAUGGACCUGCUGGACUGCAACAGUGCCACAAUGGAAGAGACUGUCAUCUGGGAGCAGCACACCGUGACUCUGCACAGGGCUCCUGGGUUUGGGUUUGGGAUUGCCAUCUCUGGAGGCCGAGAUAACCCCCAUUUCCAGAGUGGAGAGACUUCCAUUGUCAUUUCUGAUGUUCUGAAAGGAGGGCCAGCUGAAGGACUUUUGCAAGAAAAUGACAGAGUGGUAAUGGUCAAUGCUGUUUCCAUGGACAAUGUCGAACAUGCGUAUGCUGUGCAGCAGCUCCGGAAGAGUGGAAAGAGUGCAAAAAUUACAAUACGGCGGAAGCGGAAGGUACAGAUCCCAGUUGCCCGACUGGGUGAGCGGGAGACCAUGUCAGAGCAGGAGGAUGAUGAUGACAGCUAUGAGGAGAUGUAUGAAGGGCAUAGUGCUCGUAGUGGUCCCAGUGCUUACAGCGGGACAGGCCGGACAACUGGGCGCCGAAGUGAGCGAGGGGCUGUCCGUCGAGACCGCAGCGCCUCCCGAGAGAGGAGCCUAUCGCCUCGUUCUGAGCGCCACUCUGUUGCCUCCAUACCUCCACCACGCCCUGCCAAAGUCACACUGGUUAAGUCCCGCAAAAAUGAAGAAUAUGGCCUACGUCUGGCCAGCCAUAUCUUUGUGAAGGACAUUUCCCCUGAGAGCCUUGCUGCACGGGAUGGCAACAUCCAGGAAGGGGAUGUAGUGCUGAAGAUCAAUGGCACAGUGACAGAGAACUUAUCCCUGACUGAUGCCAAAAAGCUCAUUGAGAGGUCAAAGGGCAAGCUGAAGAUGGUAGUGCAGCGAGAUGAAAGGGCAACGCUGCUCAACAUCCCUGACCUGGAUGACAGUGUCCCCUCAGCCAACGCCUCUGACCGCGAUGACAUUUCUGAAAUUCACUCACUGGCAUCAGACCAUUCCAAUCGAUCCCAUGACAGAACCCAUGGUGGUCGGUCGCGCUCCCCUGACAGGCGGUCUGAGCCCUCGGAGCAGGUCAGCAAUAGCAGCCACAGAAGUCGUGAGGAAGAGAGGAGUUCAAAGCAAGGCGGUGUUUCGACUCCUGUUAAGUUAGCGGAGGAGACUUUAAGCUCCAAGCUCAGCGAGCAGCCAGGGGCCAAAGAGGAGAAACCGCGGCCCCCAUUACCAGAGCCCAAACCCGUGUACGCGCAACCUGGCCAACCUGAUGUGGACUUGCCUGUUAGCCCAUCUGAUGCUCCCAUUCCAAGUGCAGCUCAUGACGACGGUAUCCUUAGACCGAGCAUGAAGCUGGUGAAGUUUAAGAAAGGGGAGAGUGUGGGGCUGCGGCUGGCCGGGGGAAACGAUGUAGGCAUCUUUGUGGCUGGGGUGUUGGAGGACAGCCCUGCUGCCAAGGAGGGCCUAGAAGAAGGAGACCAGAUUCUCAGGGUAAACAAUGUAGACUUUGCAAACAUCAUUCGAGAGGAAGCUGUACUCUUCCUCCUUGAUCUUCCUAAAGGUGAAGAGGUCACCAUUUUGGCUCAGAAGAAGAAGGACGUGUACCGCAGAAUUGUGGAGUCUGAUGUGGGCGACUCCUUCUAUAUCCGCACCCACUUUGAGUACGAGAAGGAGUCUCCCUACGGCCUGAGCUUCAACAAGGGCGAAGUGUUCCGUGUUGUGGACACCCUCUACAAUGGAAAGCUUGGCUCCUGGCUAGCAAUCCGAAUUGGAAAGAACCACCAGGAAGUGGAAAGGGGGAUUAUACCCAACAAGAACAGAGCAGAGCAGCUGUCUAGUGUGCAGUAUACUCUCCCCAAAACCCCUGGUGGUGACCGUGCUGACUUCUGGAGGUUCCGUGGUCUACGCAGCUCGAAAAGGAACCUUCGUAAGAGCCGAGAAGACUUGUCAGCCCAGCCAGUCCAAACCAAAUUCCCUGCCUACGAAAGGGUGGUGCUGAGAGAAGCUGGCUUCCUGAGGCCUGUCGUGAUCUUUGGUCCCAUUGCUGAUGUGGCACGGGAGAAGUUGGCCAGGGAAGAACCGGAUCUGUUUGAGCUAGCUAAGAGUGAGCCCAGGGAUGCUGGGACAGACCAGCGCAGUUCAGGAAUCAUUCGGCUACACACCAUCAAGCAGAUCAUUGACCGGGACAAGCAUGCGGUGCUGGACAUCACCCCCAAUGCAGUGGACCGGCUGAACUAUGCUCAGUGGUACCCUAUGGUGGUGUUCCUGAACCCUGACAGCAAGCAGGGGGUGAAGAACAUGAGAACUCGUCUGUGCCCUGAGUCCAGGAAGAGCGCCAGAAAGCUGUAUGAGCGUGCCCUCAAGCUGAGAAAGAACAACCACCACCUCUUCACCACCACCAUCAACAUGAACAACAUGAAUGAUGGCUGGUACGGCGCACUCAAAGAAACCAUCCAGCAGCAGCAGAACCAGCUGGUCUGGGUGUCUGAGGGCAAGGCGGAUGGAGCCACUGAAGAUGACCUGGACCUUCAUGAUGACAGGCUGUCCUACCUAUCUGCGCCCGGCAGCGAGUACUCCAUGUACAGUACGGACAGCCGGCACACGUCUGACUACGAAGAUACAGACACUGAGGGGGGUGCCUACACAGACCAAGAACUAGACGAGACCCUCAAUGAUGAGGCGGGCCCUCCUGCAGAGCCAGCCAUCACCCGCUCCUCCGAGCCUGUACGCGAUGAUCCGCCAGUGCUUCCCUCUGGCCCACCGCCUGGGUACCCCCCUGGCCGUGUUGAACCUGCCGGAUACAAGGCAGCCCUUCCCCAGCAGAAAGCAGAAGCCGCCCCAGACACCCCCUGCCUCCCCCAGUCGCCUGAGCCAGUGGCUGCGGCGGCACCCCCUGUUCACGUGGCUGUUGCUGGCCCUGAGGAGCCUCCUCCCGCUCCCCAGAAAGACUGCUGGCCCUCCCCUGAGCUAGCUCAGCCCCCGACACACCACCCCCACCAGUCCGGACUGCCCGGUUCAGAGGUGAAGACAUACAAAAAGGACCCAUACAGCCCUGAGGACCCAGUUAGACCGAACCAUGGGCUAAAGCAGCCACUGGCAACUGGACCUCCUCUGACCUAUGACCCCCAGCUCCCAUACCAGGACGAACAGCCAUACAGAGAUUACGAACAAGCACCGUACCGCUAUCGCGGUGGCUACCCAGAACCAAAGCCUGGAAGCUCAGAUUCGCAUCAACAUUUUGAGAACCGCGUGCCUCACUAUGAUGAACACUGGUCUGCCUACAAUGAGAAGUCGAAUCCUCAGGCUCCGAUGUACCAGCCAACCCGGCAGCCUUUCGAAAACCACCCUGAGCCACGUGCACCUUAUGAGGAUGGACCUGCUGGGCAUGAUUACAGCCCACAGCAGCCGUGCUAUGAUGAAGCCUCACUGAACUAUCCCGGUCGGCCUCGGUAUAGCAAGCCUGGUCUGGGACGCUAUGAGGACCUGCCUCCGCCCCCUCCAGGGGCCUAUGAUGUGCACACCCACCACAAUGCAGAGCCCCACGCUUUUCCACCAGGUGCUCCUCGCUCUCCAGAGCCCCCUAGGCAGUACUUUGUAGAGCAGCCAGGCCGACCUUCCUACAGCCAGGGACUGCAGACCCGUGGGUAUAAAGCACGAGAAUACGAGCCCUCCGUGAACUUGGACGCACCUUUGCCCCCACCUAAACCUGAAGUUCUCCCCUCACCCAGUGAAGCCAACGCGAUGCUACCACCACCCAAAGAUGAAUCAGAGGAUGACCCCGCUAUGAAGCCCCAGUCAGUGCUAAACCGGGUUAGGAUGUUUGAGAACAAGCGCUCUGGGUCAAUGGACCGUGAGAAGGAGGCAGGCGAGCCAGCUGCACUCAGGCCUGCAGAUGUUCCCCCAAAACCUGUUUCUCACCCUGCUUUGGUUCCUAAAGCCAACUCUCUGAGCCAUCUGGACCAAGAGAAGGCUGCAUACAGAGCACCUGAACAACAGAAGUCCCAUUCCAAGCCACCGGAGGACAUUGUGCGGUCUAACCACUACAACCCUGAUGAGGAUGAGGAGUAUUACAGGAAGCAGCUAUCCUACUUUGACCGGCGCAGUUUUGAGAGCAGGGUCCCACCUAUGUCAUCCAGUGACGUGGCUAGGCCGGGUCUGCCACAGACACAGCCGGCAUACGGCUACACAAGGACUGAGCCCUUGGACAAGGUGACCCCCAUAGAGAGGAAGUACGAGCCCCUGCCCCAGGUUACCCCAGCCGCUUCCCAGUACGCACCCCCAGCCACGCUGCCCAAGCCGCUCGUCAGUGUGAACGCCUUGCUAGAUUCCCAUGACUCUGUGAACCAGAACACACCAGUACUGAGGCCCAACAACUGUGAGGAGAUGGUGCAGAGCAGCUACCUGCCGCAGAAGAGCUUCCCAGAGAAAUCCCCUGUGAAUGGCAUUGAGCUGCCACCUGGAAAGCCCUAUGGUGCUCCAGCGACAUCCGGCUACAACCGCUACGUCCCCAAGCCUUACACCAGUUCUGCCCGACCCUUUGAGCGCAAGUUUGAUAGUCCCAAAUUCAAUCACAACCUGCUGCCCAAUGACACGCAGCCCAAGGCAGUCCUAAGGCCCAGCGGCCCAGUCAAUGGCACCAGCAAGCCCCUGGUGUCCCCACAGGCUGGAGAAGUGAACAAUGGGCUGGACAAUUUCAGAGGCAAUGUCGACAACAGGCCGAAGUACCAGCACAACAAUAUCAAUGCUGUCCCCAAGGCGAUCCCAGUCAGUCCCAGUGCUCUGGAAGAGGACGGGGAGGAUGACGGUCACACAGUGGUGGCCACAGCACGGGGUGUGUUCAACAGCAAUGGUGGGGUUCUGAGCUCCAUUGAGACAGGUGUCAGCAUCAUCAUCCCCCAGGGGGCCAUCCCUGAGGGCGUGGAGCAGGAGAUCUACUUCAAGGUGUGCAGAGACAACAGCAUCCUGCCACCGCUGGACAAGGAGAAAGGUGAGACUCUGUUGAGCCCCCUGGUGAUGUGUGGCCCCCAUGGCCUAAAGUUCCAAAAACCCGUGGAGCUGCGGCUGCCUCACUGUGCGUCUAUGACCCCCGACGGUUGGUCUUUCGCCCUCAAGUCCUCCGACUCCUCAUCGGGUGACCCCAAAAGCUGGCAGAAUAAAUGUCUCCCAGGAGACCCAAACUACCUGGUGGGUGCAAACUGCGUGUCCGUGCUCAUCGACCACUUUUGAUAAGGAGAACAGCUGGUCUGUUACUGUAUGGGCCGUGUGGGGAUGGGUGGGGCCUGCUGCUGAACCUGCUGACCUCUGCACUCUGACCUUGUUUACUGCAACUACCAAUACCAUAAGAGGACAGAGGCCCAUGUUCUCCUAAGUGCUUUUUUGGAAGGGAGGGGGGGUUUGUUGCUGAAAGGCUUGCAAAAAAUACAAACAACCAGAAAAAAAAAAAAAAACUAUAGAGCCCUCAUUGAAAUGCAUGCAAAGUGCCACAGACUGAUGGAUCAUGUUGCAAGACAAGUUUUCUUAUUCUCAACAAAAAGAUGAAAAAAAAAAAUGCUUUGUUAAGCUUUUUUCCAUAAAUUAGGAUAUAAAAUAGUGGAUGUAUGGGAGGGUGUGUAUUACGUGUGUCUGGGUGUGUACUUACAUAUGCCCGCACAUAAUACAUACGUGUAAAUGCAAGAUCUUAGUGUGAAAACAGCAUCUUCCUUUUCUGUAAUGAUAUUAACUGGGUAAUAGAUUGAGGGGUGAAGCAUUUGAGAGUAUUCAUUUUCUCUUUUGACCGAUUUGUAAGGGUUUCAUACUGCUGUGCCAGAAAGAAAGGUGGAGAUGACCACAUGCAUCUUGAAGACUUUAGCUAUCAAUAAAUCCAAUAAAACAAUGAAGCUGUAUGAAUGAAUUUCACAAUCCAGCUUGUACCUCCUACCAAGGUUCUCUGUUUUGAAUUCCUCCUUGAGCAGUAAUUUACAUUCAGUAAGUAUAGACUUUUUUGUAAUAUUGUUUUAAUUAAUUUUAGCAUCGGAAUUCUCCUGCUGUCUCGAGAUCUAUGCAUGUGCUAUUUGACUCAGGUCCAGAAGCCUGCUCAGUCCCUCACAUAAAAUACACAUCUUCAACUGACAAGCAGUGAUGCCUUAUAUAGAUAUCAACUUUUUCCAUUUCUUUUUAAGUUCAGUUUUGAAAAGAUAGCAACGUUGUCUGCCAUUGUACAAGUCAACUCAAAUAGUUUAGCACACAAGUCAUGGAAGCUGACAAUGAAGGUAUGCUCUCUACUCCUGCUAUGCAUAUGAAGUCAAAAGAGGAAAAAGAACAAAAAUAUCUCGUGUGUGUAUGUAUAUAUACAUAUAUAAAUAUAUAUGUGUAUAUAUAAAUAUAUAUAACAUUGUUGAAAUGAUGGCUGUACAUGAUGCUUGCAUAUGGCCUUGGUUAUUGGUUUGUAAAGGAAAUUUUUGUACUUUGUUAUUUUGUAUAAAAUAAAUGGAAAAAGUUUUCUUAAGACAAAAAACAAGGAAUAAAAUGAAAUUGGUUGUUUGUAUUCUGGUCAUACCCCUUAAGCCUUGCAACUUAUGUUGUGGCAGUAAUGAAUCCAACUUUUCUACCAGAAUAUACACACUACAUAAACAUUUUUAACAGUCACAAAGACCUUUUUAUGCAUAUUUACAAAAACUGCGCUUGGUUUGAAGAACUUAAAACCUGUACUUUAACAUGGUUGGCUGCAGAAAGCUCUCCCUUUAUUUCUUUGUGAUAAUGGAUGCAGUAUUGUGUGCCCUGAAAUGUAUUUUUGUAUCAAUAGACUAUUAUUAUGGCACAGCAAUACUAUUUUCAAUUAGAUACGACAACACAGCUUCAAUAUUAACGUUUAUUCACUUGUGGCUGACAUUUUUUUUUAAAUUAUUUUAUUUUUUAUGUUCUUUGCAACACAUUUCUUAAUAUACUACUGUAUUAAUAAAAUCAUUUUAAAGU
Scleropages formosus (Asian bonytongue) is the source of this 7415-nucleotide messenger RNA. Its product is annotated as tight junction protein ZO-1-like. The transcript has 29 exons. Lineage: Eukaryota; Metazoa; Chordata; Actinopteri; Osteoglossiformes; Osteoglossidae. Bases 330 to 5690 code for a protein of 1786 amino acids. Gene Ontology annotation, biological process: cell-cell adhesion; establishment of endothelial intestinal barrier; protein localization to cell-cell junction. The record is from RefSeq and is a predicted model, not a curated record. Gene Ontology annotation, cellular component: bicellular tight junction; plasma membrane. Gene Ontology annotation, molecular function: cell adhesion molecule binding.